AUGCUAUACAACCUGGGAGACAUGAAUCCUUCCACGGAACAAUCCGUUCUCAAAAAUAAAAUCAAACUCCUCCUAAAACCCAAGAUGAAAGAGAUCCUGCCUUUGAUGGAUAUGCCGGAAAUAGAAAGUGAGACUGAAUCUGAUAGCGUUGCAGAGGAUAACGACGGUGAUGACGAGGAGGAGAAUGAUGAUCGGGAGAUAACAACCUCCAACACUUCCAACACGGAAGUAGUUCGACGUUUACGAGCGAGUCAGCUGACUGUGGAGGAUUCAGUACAGAGACCGAUGAAACUGAGACCUGCUGUGUCAGCCAUUAUGCGUCGAGUGUUUGCCAUCUCUGACCUCCAUGUUGACUACAAAGAGAACAUGGACAUUAUCCAGCAAUGGUCGCCCAUGGACUACGAGAAUGAUGCACUGAUAGUAGCUGGCGACGUCACAGACUCGCUGCCACUUCUUCAACAAACACUGCAACAUCUGCAGCAAGUCUUCUUCAGGGUCUACUACGUUCCGGGGAACCAUGAGCUAUGGAUUAGGAAGCCUGAGCAGGAGAAAGAUUCAAUCACUAAAUUCCACCAAAUAAUCACGAUGUGCAAGGAGAUGGGGGUCGUGACCGAGCCGGAGUCAUUGUGUGUAUCCAAUAUGGCCGCAGUGUGGAUUGUGCCACUCUUCUCCUGGUACUCAACUCCAGAGGAAGACUCGGAAGACUCGCUCUACAUCAAACCACAGAACCCAGUGGGUGAAGACAAGUCACACAACAUGUGGAUGGACAAUCAUUUGUGUAUUUGGCCAAGUUUCGAAGGAACACGAUCCAAAUAUUUUGCCAAUCUAAAUUCACAGACGUGUAUGAAACAAUACACAGACCCUGUCCUCUCGUUCAGCCAUUUUCUACCAAGAACAGAUCUCGUCAAGCCUUCAGAUAAAGAACUUGCAGAAAUUGAAACGGAAAGGAAAAGACUUGGACUUGAGAGCGCUGUCGAAGCAAACAAGAAAGGUCAUAUAAAUCCACGAUCUUUCAACUUCACCCGCUAUGCUGGGUGCAAGGUGCUAGAAGCACAGAUUCGGCAGAUAGGUUCGUCCGUCCAUGUUUUUGGCCAUCAGCAUAGGAACAAGGACCGGAGAGUGGAUGGAGUGCGCUACGUGUCUCACUGCCUGGGAUACAAGAGGGAGAGGGCGGCUGGACUUGUUACCGGAAUUGAAGACUGUGCCCCGAAACAGAUAUGGCCGGACAUUGUAUAGUGUUUAGAUGCUGAUUGUUGACUUUUGACAUUUCGAUACAGGUUGUUGUGAUGCUAGUCUUGCCAACCGUAACCAUGGGAGCACCAGUGGCUAUUAUGAGUUAUGUCCCUCCUACUGACCAAUCAGAUUCCACCUCUCAUAUCACUUGCAUUCAAACAAAAUGGCAGCGCCCAGUGAAGACGAUCUGAUCAAUAAUCAAGAUCUUUAUUGUAUUAAAAUGGGUCUCACUUAGCAAAGCGCACCAAAUCACUUGAGCACCUUCAUUAAAAACAUGAAAAAAUUGGGAAAAUAUAUGUUGACACUAAAUUGACGGUACACGUUUUGCAAAUCCUGCUGGUGACCAAAAUCUGUAUGGCAGUUUACAAACCAGAUGGCAGUUUCGUUACUUGUUAGUCCAGCCAAAAUAUAACUCCAUAAUCAGCCUUGUUUGGCAAGGAUGGAAACUGGACUUUCAGGUAACUCCCUUGCCUCAGGAAGAUGAUCCAGAGUUCGAUUUAAGGAAUUAUUUAUCUUGCACCAGAAGCAUGUUGACAUGAAAACCAAGUUGCACUAAACAAAACCAGGCUGACCCUGGUCCUAUAAAUUUAUCAAAGUUUAAAUUGUAACAGACCAGCCUUCUGCCAGUGUCACAUAAAUUAAUGCCGCAUUGCUGCAAAACAUGACAGGAACGUGCACAUGAUCUUGAAGUACCCACAGAUUGAUGACAUCAUGCCAAGAAAGCUUGACAAAUUACAGGUGACUCAGGGAUCAGUGAUGUAGUAUGGUAAAUAAACUUUAGAGGUAUUGAGUGUGUUCAAAGAUAGGUUUUGUGUGGAGUUAGUCACACAAAUUUGAUAUUUUUUUACAUAAAUAUUAGCUUGCUCUUGUGCAUGUUUUAUACAACUAAAUCGAGCCCUGACAUGUACACACACAAACACAUAUACAAAGAAGGAAGAUUUUUAUCAACAUCAAAGUUUGGAACUGCUCCAAAUGAGAGUUAUGUCAUUAUUUAAAGUCCUACCAUGUGAUGGCCACGUGUGAAAAAAACAACAUACGAGGCUGCUGGCCGAUCUUGACAGACAUCUUGAUGUCAAAAUGUUUGAGGUGACAUCGCUUGUCACAGCUGCCUUUGUAGCCCCAGUUACCAAACAGAACUAUAUUGUAACUCCUAUUCUAAGCAAUUGUUGAAUGUUAUAGAUGUGAAUGCUGUGAUGUGAAUAAUAAUCGUAGUUGACCAUGUACAGGUAUGUGUAGUCUGUUGCCACUUUGUUCAUACCCAGGUUUGUUUGUUUGUUUGUUGCUGCACACGGCAAUAUUCCACCAAUAUUAUGGCGGUCUGUAAGUUAUCAAGUCCGGACUAAAUCUAGUGAUUGAUAUCAUGAGCAUCGAUGUAAUUGAGAUACGGUGACAUGCAUCAACCAAAUCAUUGAGCCUGACCAUCCAAUCCCGUUAGUCGCCUCUUACGACAAGCAUGGGUUUCUGAAGAGCUAUUCUACUGUUACAGCUGAUUAGACGCCAACGUGGGGUUGUGAUCGGUUUUUAUUCAGAUUCAGAGAUGUUGACAUGGAGAAAUGUUGAAAUGUAGAAAUGAAGAAAUGAAUGGCCCUAUUUGUGGAAUUGAGCCAUGUAAUUAACUGUGGUGACUCACGCUGGAUGACCAUAGAUUGCCUGUUGAACCCUGCCACCACCUUGUUGUUGCCUCUUGUGCUGUUCUGUGCUUGUGAGGUGGUUAGAUUGCUGCAAAAAAGACUAUCUUAGUUUUGAAAUUAGCCAAUGAGAAGCUAAGAAUUAGGGUCAGGUGAUAAACAACUUUCAUCCUGGAUGCAGAAUGAGACAAUACUCUUGAUCCAGCAUAUACUUUACAUAACUCUGAUGUCAUAACCAUUCAGAUGAAUGAAAUGUCAUCUGUGGGACGACUCCACGCCCUGUAACACUAUCAUACCCAGGUUGUGGUAGAAUGACCUCAAAAGAGGUCAAAGAACACCUCAUUCUUUCAUAUUACUAGAAUCAGAUGGUCUUUAUCUUCUUUUGAGUAGCAUAUAUAACUUUAUUUCCCCUUACAUGAGUCUUUCUGUGCAAUAAAAUAAUGUCAAAGAAA
Haliotis rufescens (red abalone) is the source of this 3313-nucleotide messenger RNA. RefSeq lists its product as uncharacterized. The coding region runs from base 1 to 1236 and encodes 411 amino acids. The record is from RefSeq and is a predicted model, not a curated record. Gene Ontology annotation, molecular function: hydrolase activity. The transcript has 4 exons. NCBI's taxonomy places the organism in Eukaryota, Metazoa, Mollusca, Gastropoda, Lepetellida, Haliotidae.